UACAUUACGUUUAAAUAUAUAAACGUAAAGCUUAUUAAAUAUAGGCCUAUAUUUUUGUCAUCACUGUCAACAGCGAUCAGAUAAUAGUGUAACAGUUAUAUUAAAGACAGGAAGUCCAGAGAUUAUAUUAAUGCAACAGCCUAUUAAUAUCUCUAAUUAUGCUUUGAUUCAAAAUGUAUUCUUUCCUGUUUAAUUGUGGCUUCCUCUGGAGAGCAUGACGCAACUCCUUGUGCGCUUGCUGUGAGUAAAGUGUGCACCGGAGACGACCUGUUGCAACAGUAGACGUUGCUAAGAAAACGGAAGUACAGUAAGACAUUCAACUUCCACCUGGCUAUGGUUGAAUUAAUAGGACAUUUGAGCAUUGUCCUCAUUUCCUGAAAAUCUUAGCUAACCUACAUUAAAUGCUCAUGAGGAGACUUCACUUGGUAGGGGUGUAGUUAAUCCUGUCUAUUUGACAAGGUCGAGCUCAUCGCGUGCCCAUGUGGUGCUAAGUGCUGACAGCCGGUAGUACAAUAAAUGUUUUCAUAGUUGCUCUAUGUAAGGGAACACACAAAUAUUAAGAUCCACACGAGUGAGAAACCGCAAGACACUGAGGAGACUACUACAGCAUCUUUUCAAUCAUUAUGGCUCCACAUCCCCUAAUCCAGCCAAUUAUAGACUUCUCAGCUGGAGCAAUAGGUGGUACAGCUUGUGUGCUGAGCGGUCAGCCGUUUGACACCACAAAGGUGAAGAUGCAGACGUUCCCCACCAUGUACCGCGGCUUCAUCCACUGCUUCACGUCGACCUUCAGGCAGGUGGGACUACGUGGUCUCUACAAAGGCACAACCCCAGCCCUUAUAGCCAACAUCAGUGAGAAUGCUGUGCUCUUUGUGAGUUAUGGUCGCUGCCAGGAUGUGAUCCGCUUUGUGUCCAACACGGAUAAGGGGGCCGAUCUCAGUGAUCUUCAGAAGGCAUCCGCAGGGUCUUUAGCCUCCAUCUUCUCCGCCAUGGCAAUAUGCCCCACCGAGCUGGUGAAAUGUCGCCUGCAGGCAAUGCACGAAAUGGAAGCAUCUGGCCAGAUCACAAGAGGACAGAGAAGCACAGUGUGGACAGUAGUGAAGACAGUGUUGAAGACAAACGGUCCCCUGGGUUUCUACCAAGGACUGACAUCCACCAUUGGGAGGGAGAUACCAGGUUACUUCUGCUUUUUUGGGGCCUAUGAACUGUGUCGGUCCAAAUUUGCACAGUACAUGGGCACUGACAAGGACAGUAUAGGUAUUCUUCCACUCAUGUUCAGUGGUGGAUUUGGGGGAGCUUGUCUUUGGUUGGUGGUUUAUCCCAUAGACUGUGUGAAGUCCAGGAUCCAGGUAUACUCUUUAACUGGGAAGCAGAAGGGCUUCAUGAAGACCUUCAUCAGUAUCAUGCGCACUGAGGGGUUCACUGCUCUGUACUCUGGCCUGACUCCUACCAUGAUACGCACCUUCCCUGCCAACGGAGCACUCUUUCUUGCUUACGAGUUCAGUCGCAAGUUCAUGAUGGAGAAAGUUGGUGCCUGAGGUGGAGGAUCUUCUGGUGAAGCACUACCAUGUCCCCUUUAUUUUUUUUAUUGUGUCUUAUUGUUAGCUUGAAAAAAGACCAAAUAUUUUGUAAAUAUUGCUUGGUAUGCCUAUAUUUGAAUAUACUGUGAACAAAAUAAACACUGUGUCUAUACUGUGCUGACCACAUUUUAAUCUUAACAUCCAUAUGUCUUAAUUUAAUACUUUGUGAAAUAGAGUACAGAAUAGUAAAGAAUAUGAACAGCUUUCUUCCCAGAAUGAAUGCUCAUCAUUUUUAACCUUAGGUUAAGUUGGAGAAAUUAUAAAUUCAAUAUAAAAGAUAGCUGAAAAUUGGACUAAACAAAGCUGCAAAAAAAAGAAAAAGAGUAAAAGUCAGAUUUUAAAAAAACGUGUAGGACAAAUGGUUUCGCUUUGACUGAUCUGUAACAAUGACUUCUUAAUGUUUCUCUUUUUUGUUGUGUGUCACAGUGACAGUAAGAGAAGUAGGAUUAAGCAACUGCUAGGAAUUAUGAGUAAUCCAGCAUGAUGGAAAAUUAAACAGAUGUGGUCAUCCCCCCAAAAUAAAAAGGCUCACACAUAUCGAUUUUCGUUGUGCUUUUGAUUUUUUUUACUUCCAUUAAAAAAAAAAACAACAACUAACAAAAUGAUCCUGGUUGCAUUUCAAACUCAUCAACUCAUCAAGGACAAAGGGAGCCUGUUGUGUUGUGUGUAGUGUUACUGUAACAACAGGAUUCACAUGUACUUUUGUACUAUAAGCAGUGAGCUGGCUGUAUCAUGUGACAGUCCAUUAAAGGAACUUCAUCCAAAAAUUAUCGUAACAAGCAGCUCACAUGCUGGUUCUUAUGAUACACAUACACUGUGUACUGUGCUGCUUCACAUCAAAGAAAUUCCUUUUUUUGAUGUUGUAGUCAGGCUGUUUAACAUACUGUAAUUAUGUAACACUCUGUUAUACAACACUUUGCAAUAAAUAUAAAAUUGAUGAUGUA
Molecule: messenger RNA, 2521 nt
Organism: Micropterus dolomieu (smallmouth bass)
Lineage: Eukaryota; Metazoa; Chordata; Actinopteri; Centrarchiformes; Centrarchidae
Gene: slc25a15a
Product: solute carrier family 25 member 15a
Exons: 7
Coding region: 624-1535 (303 amino acids)
Biological process (GO): mitochondrial L-ornithine transmembrane transport
Molecular function (GO): L-ornithine transmembrane transporter activity
Source: RefSeq, a predicted model, not a curated record